AUGCUCAAAAAUCGAAGGGUAAAGCGUGACUGUUGUGUUUACUAUUAUUACUGUGAACCACCUCCACCCUCAACUCCACCUCCAGCAGAAGAAGACCCGUGCUGCAUGUGUAGUAGUUGCUGUUGCACAUGUAACGGAAGAAAAAAACGUUCAGGCGACUUCUUACGUAAACGCCAUUCACAACUGCAACAUUCCUUGUACGUUUUGCCGACGAUUGACAAUAUUUUGAAGUCAUAA
Molecule: messenger RNA, 237 nt
Organism: Thelazia callipaeda (thelaziosis nematode)
Lineage: Eukaryota; Metazoa; Nematoda; Chromadorea; Rhabditida; Thelaziidae
Source: the annotation of a GenBank genome assembly